GUACAGUACGUACUCGUACUCGUACUCGUACUACGGGGAGUGGAUUUGAAUUUUUGACUUUUGAACCGAAUCCGAACUGCCAAAUGCAACACGGCGCAGGUCUUUCCUGUGAUGUUCGGUUGGUUCCUCCUAAUAGACCAUGGGAUUCCUUUGGUUCCCUUGCCGUCUUUCCUUUCCCUUUGGUCCGACGAGACAGCGCGGGCCGUGACUGUUCCCGGCACUGGCGGAACACCCAACACAACCAUCUCGAAACAAUAAAAUCCGGCGGCCCCCGAAACGACCAUGGCAGCAGGCCCCGGCAAAGAAGCCGAACCUUUCGCAACCUCCACCGGGGGCACGAUCGCCACGCCCUACGUCCGGCAAGCCCGCGACGAAACCCCCCUCCCCGGUGCGGCCGCGCCUUUUUCCCUCCGGUCCCUCCUGGGCGGGUGGUGGAGGGAGAGCCUCUGGCCGGGGAUGGGCCUCUUUGGGGAAUCCUACCUUCUGUUCAGCAUCGGAACGCUGUCGCCGCUGUGGAGGGAGCUCUACCCGGUCUGCUUUGGCGAGAACGAACAGGAAGACGGAGGGGACGACGACGAAAGGGCCUACGGCUACGCCAGCGAAAGGUCCUGCUCCCCCCUGCUGCUCGGGUCGCUGGCCUACGGGGUCGUUGCUGGCGUGGUGGUGGGCAUGGUCCUCCUGGGCUGCCUCUCCGACCGGAUCGGCCGCCGGAGGGGGUCGAUCGCCACGGCGGGCCUCAUGGCGGUCGGCUCCCUCGGCCUGGUGGGGGUCUCGGCGCUGGCGAGAUCUGCGGAAGGGACCGGCCCCCGCCCGGAAGGCCUCUUUGCCGGAACGGCUUUGGCCCUGGCGGUCUUUGGGGUCGGUGUCGGGGGGGAGUACCCGCUCAGCGCGAGCCUCGCGUCGGAAAACGCGGCGGCGGAAGCAAAAGCAGGCUUGGGGGGCACUUGCGGCCGCCGGGGACGGAGGGUCCAGCUCGUUUUUGCGAUGCAGGGGCUGGGGAUCUGGUGCAACAGCCUCGUCAUGCUCGGUUUGUUCCGGAUCCUGGGCAGGAGCAACGGCAACGAGGACGACGACGACGACGACGACGACGACGGGAGUUUCGGCUACGACGCCCGCGACUUGCUCACGAUAUGGAGGGUAACCUAUGGAAUCGGGGCCUCGGUUUUGUGCUUUGUGCUGCUGACACGGAUCUUGUACCUCGAGGAAUCCAAGGUCUGGCUAGAGGCCCAGAAAACCAAUCGCCACAACAACCCCGACAAUGGAACUAACAACAACAGCAUUACUAUCAACAACAAGAAUGGCAGCAAUUAUGUUACCAACAGAGACGCUCCUCCAAUCGAUCCUUGCGUCGAUUUAAAUCGCACCCAAAACAACAACAACAACAACAACGCCUUCGAUGCCCAUUGGCGCUCCAUCGUGCUGGUGCACCAGCAGUACGGAUCCCGCAUGUUCGGAGCGGGAGCCUCCUGGUUCCUCUGGGACGUUUCCUUUUACGGGAACAAGCUCUUCCAAUCGACCAUCCUGGAGGCCUUGGUGGGAAAGGACGCGGGCGUCGUCGGGAUCACGGAGGCGGCCCUUCUCAACGCCAGCGUGGCGCUGGCGGGCUACUUCUGCGCCGCCCUGGUCAUCGAUCGCGUGGAACGGAAGAGGCUCCAGUCGGCCGGCUUUCUCGGGACGGGGGCCCUCUUUGUGGCCUGCGGGAGGCUGGUCUCCGCCCUGGAUGACCGGGGCCGCUCCUUUUCGGUGGUGGUGGUGGUCCUCUACCUGCUGUCCUCCUUUGUGGGGCAGGUCGGCCCGAACUGCACGACCUUUCUGGUCCCGGCCGAGAUCGUCCCGACCGCCCAGCGGACCUACUGCCACGGGGUGUGCGCGGCGGCCGGAAAGGCCGGGGCCCUGGUGGCCUCGGUCCUCUUCCACGCUCUGGGGAGCCGCGGCGCCGGCGCCUCCCUCUUUUACGUGUCGGGGGCGGCCAGCCUCCUAGCGGCGCUGGUUACCCAGGGAUUCGUGCCGGAAACCCACGGGCUGGACCUGCUGGACCUGGACCGCCGGUGGAGCCGGCUCCUGCGCGAGCGCGGGAACGAGCGGCGAGAGGGAACCGGAAGGCCGCCGGGACCCGACGAAACGAGCGAUUGCGAUUUGGAGUGCGAGCCGGGGUGGUCCGGCGGCGACGGACCGUCCGUCCGAGAUGCCCACACGAGUCCGUACGAGCGGUACCGGGCCCGGGGGGCAGCGGGAGCGGGGUUUCCGCUGCGGGGGACCGCCACCGGGUGGUUCUCCUAGCGGCACGGGGUCCGGAGGGCCGCCGCAACCGCAGAACAAAACAAAGCGUAACUC
Messenger RNA from Pseudo-nitzschia multistriata, 2334 nucleotides. NCBI's taxonomy places the organism in Eukaryota, Bacillariophyta, Bacillariophyceae, Bacillariales, Bacillariaceae. The record is from the annotation of a GenBank genome assembly.